AUGGAAAACCUUAACAAGGUUGAGUUUAUGGCUCUUGACAUUAGUGGAAUGAGUUAUUUAUCAUGGAUCCUCGAUGUUGAAAUCUACCUCGAUGCUAUGGGUCUUGGAAACACCAUAAAAGCUGCAAAUACACUAAAUGAAGCAUCAAACCAAGAUAAGGCUAAGGCAACGAUUUUUCUUUGUCGUCAUCUCGAUGAAGGAUUGAAAGCCGAAUACAUCACUGUCAAAGAUCCAACUAAUCAUUGGAAUAAUCCUAAAGAGAGUGGGUAUAAUUCAACCUUUUUUAAAAUUACUUCUCAACUAAAAUUAUGUGGUGAAAUUAUAACUGAUGAAGACAUGCUAGAGAAAACUUUCUCUACUUUUCAUGUCACUAACAUGGUCCUGCAGCAUCAACAAUAUUGUGAGAAAGGUUUUAAAAAAUAUUAUGAAUUAAUCACAUGUCUUCUUGUGGCCAAACAAAACAAUGAUCUAUUGAUGAAAAAUCACCAAUCACGCUUGACCGGUUCUAGCCCAUUUCCUGAAGUGAAUGCAACAUUAUAUAAUCAUCAUAAUCGUGGGUCUAACCCUGGUCAAGGUUGUGGUCAUGGUCGAGGUCAUGAACGUGAUGGAGGUUGUCAUAAUUAUCGUAACAACAAUAAUAAGAUUAUAAGUAACCACCAUAAGUGGGAGAAUAACAAAACCCCACAUCAAAAUGAUAAAAAUGGUAAAUGCAAAAAGAAUAUUGAAAAUGUUUUUCACCGAUGUGGAAUGACCGAUCACUGGUCUCAUCAACCAGAAAUGACACAUUUGGAUGUUGUCGAUUUUCUUGUAUACCCGGAAGGGACAAAUGGUGCUAUGGGUGGUGAUGGAAGUAUCCAUUUGUUUCCCAAAAGAGAUGGAUAUGUUCCCUUAUCAUGA
Lactuca sativa (garden lettuce) is the source of this 897-nucleotide messenger RNA. RefSeq lists its product as uncharacterized. Lineage: Eukaryota; Viridiplantae; Streptophyta; Magnoliopsida; Asterales; Asteraceae. The record is from RefSeq and is a predicted model, not a curated record.